Molecule: messenger RNA, 6254 nt
Organism: Mercenaria mercenaria
Lineage: Eukaryota; Metazoa; Mollusca; Bivalvia; Venerida; Veneridae
Exons: 25
Coding region: 178-5118 (1646 amino acids)
Source: RefSeq, a predicted model, not a curated record
UAAAAGAUAGUAUCUGUAAAAUGAUUCGAUUUCAAAGGACUUAAAGGAUUUUAUGUAGACUAAAUGCUUUUCGUUUUGACAGAUAGAAUAAAUAAGGAGAUAAUCAUCUAAAUUUAAUGUGCAAGAAUAAAUAAGGAGAUAAUUAUCUUAAUUUAAUCUGCAAUUUAGAGGUCAGAUAUGGAAGAACUUAAGAAUAUAUCUAGAAAUCAAAUCUGUGAGGACAUAUUAGCCAAAUUCGCCGAGUCUUCUUCUUCUUCAGCCUUGAAUUUUAGACAGGACCUGUCAAAUACUAUACCACGACCUUCUUAUUCGAAAACACCUAGGCCUAUCAGUGAAAUAUCAGCGAUAAUUUCUAGACGUCACGAGACGUAUAAAAAGGAGUAUGAUUUACACAAACGUCAGUGGAGAAUUCGGUCCCCAGACUUAUCAGUGAUUGACAAAACUGUUGGAAAAACUUCACAAAGAGAACGUCCCUUGUCUGAAAUUGCCGUACCAAACGAGUGGAAGAGAAAAACGUGGGAUGUGUCUGCCAUUGGUCACCAACCACUGCCUCCCUCCGAGGAAAAACCAAACAGACGUAGACCAAAACCGCCGUAUGCAAAAAUUGAAAAAGACGAAAUGGAUCAACAGCCAAUAUUGAAAAGGCAGUUUGAUGACAUGAAGCGCGAAUUAGUUCAAACAGACAGUUAUGCUGGGUCAUCCUCAAAUACUGACACUUUAACUCAAAGUUUAUUCUUACCAGUUAGUGAAGAUACACAAUCCACGUCAACCACACGUAAAAAAGCCAGAAGGUCCGAUAAAUUCAGAUCGCAAGAUAAACAGUCAAAGAAAAGAAAAGGUCGUCCAAUGUCAGAAAAUUACCAUCCAACAUGGGAUUCUUACAUGGUUGCGCGUGCAGAGUUAUCUGCUCCUGGCUGGGGAUCCCGGACGCUUGACAAGCGCUUUCUGGAGCUAGCAGCGCGGGAAAUUUUAGAUUUAGAUGUGAGUCGAGCGAAUUCAGAGAUACACUCCAAGUACUCAGCCAAGUACAGAAGCACUCCGGACCUUCGAACGAGACUCAGCGCAAAUUCACCUUUCCUGCCGAAGGCAUCGAGCGAAGAGUGCCUGAAAUGCUUGCUGAAAAUACCUCACAAGAAGUGCGAGUCGCACAAGUAUAUCAGAGUGGGUGGGGGAUACAGACAUGGCUACUGGUAUGUCAAGUGUUUGCUGGAGGAGUUAGAGCUUCAGAGACAGAGAGAGCUUAUUGCAAAGCAAAGACUUGAAGCUAUCAAAGAAAAGUCUGUGCGAGCAAUUAAAACAUAUAUCAGAACAAAGAGUGGCCGCCUGGUGGAGAGAAUAAUCUUCAUGACAGAGGAGGAUUACGAAGCUUUCAAAUCGGGCAAAGGUGCUGCCGAUAUUCUUAAGAAAUACCUCACAAAAGACGAAGCGGCUGGUCUUGAGUCCUGGGAUAAAGAUGAGGUUAAGGCAAUUAAGACAUAUGUACGAACAAAGAGUGGACGGCUUGUUGAGAAAGUUGUUUAUGUGUCUAAAGAAGAUUAUGAUGCAAUUACACAGGGGAAAGUAGAUGCAAAAGAUUUAUUGAAAAAAUAUGUAAAAGAAGGUGAAACGGUAGAAGGAUGGGAUGAAGCAAAAAUGAAAACAAUUAAAACAUAUGUUCGUACAAAGAGUGGAAGGCUUAUUGAAAAGACUAUUAUGAUAUCACAAGAAGACUAUGACAAAAUGAUAAAAGAAGGAAUGGAUCCAAAUGAAAUUAUUAAAAAGUAUCUACCUUUAGAGGAAGGACAGACAGUAGAGGGUUGGGAAAGUGAAGAACCCAUGAAAGCCAUUAAAAUGAAAGUAAGAACUAAGAGUGGUAGAAUUAUUGAAAAGACAAUAAUGGUACGCGCGGAUGAAUACGAUAGAUUGAUGGCAGGUGGUGCAGAUAUGAACGAAAUUCUCGGUAAAUAUUUAGGCGAGGAGGGUGGUACAAUUGAAGGUUGGGAGAAGACCGAAGGUAAACCUAUGAAGGUCAUUAAGACACUAGUCAGAACAAAAAGUGGACGAUUAAUUGAGAAAACUGUUAUGUUGACAGAAGAAGAAUACCGAGCGUUCCAAGAGGCCGGAGGAGAUCCUGAAUUCUUGAAAAAGUUCAUGAAACUGGAGAAAGGAGAAGUGAUUGAAGACUGGGAGAAAGCCUCCACAGUUUAUGAUGACGAUGAUCCAGAAUUAGCCACAGCUAUAGCAGGACAGAGAAUUGUUGGUAAGGAUGGAGCAGUAUAUGAAGUAGUGGUUGAUCCUCUCACUGGCAAAAAGUAUAAAAAAAAAAUUGGGGGCCCUGAAUCGGAUUUCGACAGCGGUAUUGCUUCCAUGCAGAAAGGUAAAAAGGGCAAGAAAGGUAAAGGCGGUGUUGAUGAAGAGGAAACAGCUGAACAACGCAUGCGUAGAAAAGCUGGCAAACGUGACGCUGACAGUGACAGUGACUAUAGUUAUAAAAGUUUUGUAAGCGCAGGAGGAACGCGACACGUGCAGCGGCGUCGUAAACGCGCUGACGGCACAUACAGUGAUGCCGAAUCUUACCAUAGUAGUCAGGACGGAGAAGGGGCUGCUCGACGUCGGCGCCGUCGCCGUGAACGCGAGCAUCAGAAUAGUGCUCAUAGUUAUUACAGUGUGGUAAGUGAAGGUGGCACAAGACAUGUACGUCGUCGUCGCAAACGUGCAGACGGAACUUACAGUGAUAGUGAAAGCUAUCAUAGUGCAGACAGUGAUAAACCAGGCGGUAGACUCGCUGAAAAGAAACGUAAAGAAAAGGAAGCCAAAGAGGCAAAAACAAAAGUAGGUAAAGAUGGUAAAAUCAGAAAGAAGCGAGGUGGUAGUGGUAGUGAUUAUAGUUACACCAGUGAAAUAAGUGAAGGUGGGACUAGACGAGUUACAAGAAAAAAGAAGAUUAGAGAUGCACAGGGUAAUGUUAUUGGGUAUGGAAAAGCGGAGAGCUUUGAGGAAUCUGAUGAAGAAAGUGUAUACACGGAGGUUUCUGACGGAAAAGGUGGUAAAAUGCUUGUAAAGAAACCAAAAUUGACAAGUAAACAAAAGCAAGAAGCAAAAAUUAAAGCAAAAGCCGGAGCGAAAGCGAAGGAACAAAUUGGUAAAAUAAAAGGCGGGAAAUUUGCUGAUGUAGGUGACUUUAGCGAUUCUACUAUAUCCGAGGAUGUAGAUCUAGAAAAUAUGACAGAGGAAGAAAAGGCAGCUUACUUUAAGGCUAAGGCUGAGCGCAAGGCAGCGAGGGAACAAAGAAGAAGGGAGAAAUAUGGAGACAAAUAUGACCUGAUGAUGGAAAAACAGAAGGAGCUGAAGAAGCUUAAGAAACUUCAAGAACUCCGAGAGAAGGGAAUGAUAAGUCCAUCAAGUGAUUGGUCAAUUGAUUCUGAUACUGGGGAGCCCGUGAGGAAAUCUGUGAAAAAAGAGGCAAAGAAACAGAAGAUUUUACAAGAUCUAAGAGAGAAGGGCCUUAUCAGUCCAUCAAGUGACUGGACCGUAGACAGUGAGGGCAAUCCAGUCAGAAUAAGUGAACUCGUAGCUCAAGGUAAACGGAAGAAGAAAAAGGACGGCAACGAUGCUGACGACGAGAGCGAUGAAAGUGAAUACGACCCAAUAACUGGGGAGAAAAUAAAGAAAAAAGACAAGAAGAAGACUACUAGACCAGGCGAUGAAGGCCCAGAUGGUUAUGAAUAUACAUACGAUGAACAAGGGCGAGUAAUAGGAAAGAAACGAUUACCGGGAUGGGGUAGUGAUAGUGGAUCCGAAUACGAAUAUGAGUACGAUAAGGAUGGUAAUGUUAGAGUCGUCAAAAAACAGAAAGAACCAAAGAAGUUUGGAGGGGAUGAUGAUGAUGCUCAGUUUGAAGUUGGUGCCGACGGUAAGAUACGCUUACGUGAUGGAAAAAAGAAAAUAGAUCUUUCUAAACUUACUGACGACGAUCUGAGGAAACUUGGCAUAGACCCGACAUUGGACAAAAAAGAGAUUGCGAGAUUGUUAAAGGAAAAGUUUGGAAACGACAUCUCGAUAACUGAUAAUGAUAAAAUAAUUCCAACUAAACGGGCGAGUGAAUAUGGAAGCGAUGCUAAUACUGACGAUUUAGCCGACGAUGAGGAUCUUGACGUCAGUACAUUGCGUGGAAUAAAGAAGGUGAACGUUGUCUGGAAGAGAGGUGGCAAGAAACUACAAGACCACAUGAAGAAAAUUCUUGAACAGAGCAAGCUAAAAGAAGACGAUUAUGCUAAAGAUCUCGAUGAAAAAGAUGCUGACAUUGACUUCCUGACACACUACAAGCUGGUUGAUCCUGGUUUGAUAGAGUCUUACGCAAGAGCGUUCGUUGUUGAAGAUGACGAUUUUGACACUGUCAUUUCUGCAAAGGAAACGAAGACAGCGCUUGAAGGAGUACCAAGUGUCCAACAAAUGACACCUAAGCAGUUUGAAUACGUAUUUAAGGUACUCAAAAUAGAUGAUGCCUCGCAGGUGACAUUUAGAAUGUUUGCAGUCAUUUCAGCACUUUGUGAGCGAGUAACAAAAAUGGAUCCGCUUAGCAAAUAUUUAUUAGAAGUAAGUGAUCUCUUGGAUAUUCAGAGGAAAAUGGACCUGUACAGAGCCAUGUUUUACUGCAAUUCAGAGUCGGAUAGAGAUGCCAAUUUUAUUAAGUGUGAAUCACUGCGAAUUGAAUUAAUCGCAGGAGGUCUAAACUGGAAGCAACAAAAUUUUAUAAUGGAUAGAUUACAGCCAAAUGCUUUCCUGGAGAUUUCUUUUCUGGAUUACCUGUGCUACGUGCCAUUAUUUUUGUCAAUGCAUGAGAAUAUUGUAACAAAUCCCUUGGAUAUGGCUGAUGAUAAGUAUGACCACAUGCUACGCAAACCAUCUGGAGGUCAUAGACAAAGGGAUAUGAAUCCACUCGGUAAUCAUUUAAAAAGAGAUUCAGUAUUCCAACUACGCGGUCAGGCCCAGGAUUUACUCGAUGGAAAGAUUAACCCGCAGGACUUGAAGGAUGAGAAAAGAAAACUUCUAGAAAAAGUUGCCACAUUACCAAAACUGAUAGAAGAGAAACCAAUAGAAAUAAAAUCAGAUAGUCCUCCACCAAUGAUUUGGUCUUGACCCUAACUAUAUGUAGAGAGACCAAGUCUACUAUUCAUCUUACAGCCGUGCUGCAUGAUGUUCACAUCAGUUAGAUGGUGGCCAUAAAACUGUCUUUCAUAAUUUGUUUCCCUUCACAUAUCUCUGUUUUUAGUUGAUAAUAUCUGUUUAAUUGACUUUAAUAAACAUCCUAUAAACGUUUCCUGACAACCCAAUACCUUCUUAAAGCUUAACCUUUAGCCUGCUGGCGGCAAGUGGUUCUGCCUUUGCGACCAGUGCAGACCAAGAUCAGCCUGCACAUCCGUGCAGUCUGAUCAUGGUCUGCACUGUUCGCUAUUCAGUCAAUAAAUUUUCAGUGAACACCCCCUUGAAUGAUAAGUGGUACUGCCCAAAUUGAAUGAUGGACCAGUCCAUUUUAGAAAUUUAGCGUGCUAAGGGUUAAAAACGAAGUAUAAUUAGAAUUCCUCUUAUAUAUACGCAUGGUGGUAUUUUUAGAAACAUUGUUUCAUGCAUUAAACUUUCAAAAUAUAAUCGGAUACUAGUACCAAUCGCCUUAUUUAAUUUACUGGAUGAGGAAAGAUUUUGUUUUCUAAACUAAGUUGCAAAACCAUGUUUUGGUCACCUUCUCAAUUUUUCAUUAUUUAAUUACUAAGUUCCAAUUCGAACUUUUCUCUUAGAGUGACUAAAACGUUACGAUUAUAUUGUAAUGAUAUGUGUAAAUGCGAGUAUUUGUGGGAACAUUGCUAUUUUCAUAUAACAUUCAGUGUUAUUACAAAAAUAGUUGUUAUCAAAGAAAUUUCAUGGCAGUGGAUUUUAAACAUGAUGUAUCAAAGACGUUAAGAGACAAGGCUGCUAUUAUAUGGAGUGCGUGUAUUUGGUGCUGAUUCAUGUCCAGGAGUUUCUAUAGUUUGGUCGGAGCUUGCUUAUGUAUAAUUGUACAAUAUUGAUAUACUGACCCUUUGUCCAAAAUGAGUAUAUGAGUUUUUUGUGCCUGUCAGUUUACACAUUAGAUAUGUAUUUUUAUCCAGUAUGUGCCAACAGUUGUAUAGAAUUCUAGACUACCUUUUGUUUGUAUAUAUUUGCGUUAGUUGACACUGCAUAUCUUGUGUGAAUAAAGUAUAUGAAGAAAAAACAUGCGUUCACUUUACUUGCAUAGG